Messenger RNA from Colletotrichum truncatum, 1851 nucleotides. The record is from RefSeq and is a predicted model, not a curated record. NCBI's taxonomy places the organism in Eukaryota, Fungi, Ascomycota, Sordariomycetes, Glomerellales, Glomerellaceae.
AUGAAGGUCUCCACUUCCAGCGCACUGUCGUCACUUGUCCCCGGAUGCCGGAACCCAGAGCGCCCGGCGUCCGCGUUGCCCCCUUUAACGCCCGGCAAGCUGCUCUCUUACCCAAUUUCAUUUCCUCCACAACAGCGAGACUCAUCUUUUCCCUUGCCUCUGAUAAUGCAGUCCAUCCCCGACGCUCCGCUAUCUGGUGCCGAACAAGGUCAGACGGAACUGUUGCCUGGAAACGAAGAAAGCAAGGCCUUGCCCGCCUUGUCCAAGCAACCGACGCAGAGGCUCUCGUGUGAUCAUUGUCGCAAUAGAAAGGUGGGUGGCAUACCGUUCUGGCAAACACUAUUCAUCUUACACGAGGCAAGGUUCGAUGCGAUCGGCAAGAACCAUGUUCAAGAUGCCUUCACUUUCAAAUCCGAUGCGAAUAUACAGCGCAGCCGCGGCUUAGACAAAAGCAACGUCGGUCGUUCGCCUCCAAUGAGUAGUACGCCACUUGAUGUCGUGCGCAAACUUUUGGAGGAUGGUGCUCAACCCAGAAUGUCCGAAGCCUACAGCGCACAUCAUCUGUCCAACCCGAAUUCACCUUCUGCCACGCCUGCCACGAUGUCUAACAGCCAGGAAGGGACUUCGCCGAUCCAUGAAAUCGAGCUAUCGGAAAGUGAGUACGAAGGGGAUUCGGCUUUGUCCGCCCACACAGCUUUUGCUACGAAAUUCCUCGAGAACGUUAGUCAGUACUGUAUCGAACAUCACCGACCAAUGAUGGCAUGGAACCUCAAUUGCACUGCAGCCCGUAUGAGCCAGGCCCUGGGCUUCCAUAAGGCAUGUAUGCAGGACCCUGCAAGAUCGAUAGAAAGACGUAGAAAAGCACGACUUUUCGCUUCUAUUUAUAGGACAGAUAAAAUGUUCUCUCUCCGACUGGGACGAGGCUCGAUGAUACGCGACGAAGAAAUACCCCUGGACUAUAAGGAGAUGCUGAACGGAGUCAAUACAGCCCCUUACAAGUUAGCCCCAUAUUGGAUCGGGUUCGCCCAUAUUCAAGGGCUAGUCUAUGAUAAGCUGUAUAGCCCAAGAGCCUUACAACAGCCUCAGGAGGUCCGAUAUAGUCACGCAAGAAAGAUAUUGGAUGAGCUCGAGAUUCUGUUGGCAGAAAAAUGCGAACUGAAGUCUCAGGAACAAUUCAACAGAUCGCUUUGCACCGUAGUUGGGAAUGAUUUACAAGAAAUACUGGAGCGAGGUGAUCGUGUGUCUCAACUGGCACUCAAAUGUCUGAUAUACCGCGGUGUUUCAUCUUCAGCUAGAGGAGUUCCUUUCCACGAGGAAUGUAUUUCCUUGGCAAGAGAGGCGCUGAUGGAACAUCGCCGGUGCAUAUCAUCUCUCGCGCAACAUGAAAGCAGUAAUGUUGAACUAUAUAUGCAUUGGGCUAUUCUCAGCUCUCCUUUCGUGCCAUUCAUCGUUAUUCUUUGCAAUGUGGUCGAAACACGCAACCUUGCUGAUCUUGAACUUCUAAGAAUAAUGGCUGGAUCUAUCGAGGAGCUAGGUGAAUCUUUGCCGGCAGUCUUAAUGCAGCUGAAGGUUUUUCAACCCCUAUAUGAGGCUGCAAACAAGUUUAUCCGGGCCAAAACAUCGUCGACGCCACAAACGGACGAUUUUGGCUCCUUUUUCCAGGAAACUAACACUGGCGUCUUGCUUGAUCCAACUUUCUUGUCCAGUGCUACACAAAAUGACCAUCAUAAUGGCGCUCGUGAUGCAGGAAAGAAUUAUCUAGAUGCCUCUUUCCUUGAUAUUUGGACACAGCUGGACUCUUAUCAGCUCAAUGUACAUAUGGCUCAGGAAGAACAGUCGAAGGGUCCCUGA